GCUGUAGCGCCCCCUGCCGGCGGCUGUCUUCCUCUAUGGGGUGUAUGUGCGCCUCCUGACUUUGUUGUUCUGAGUUUGUUUCUUUGAUUGUCGGAUUUGUGUCUUUCGUUGUGACCGAUCUGCUGACUCAUGAAGCUGAACUGACAGAUCGCAGCGGUCCAUUAGCUCCGUGCUAACUCUGCUAGCUGAGAGAGCUAACUUCACAGGUCUGGGCUCUGGGUGCAGGGAUGUGGGCGUCCUGCUGUAACUGGUUGUGCAUGGAGUCUCUUGGAGUGGAUGAAGACUCUGCUGGCAGUGAGCGCCGUGGUCAGUCCUACACCAACUCAGGCUACAGCAGUCAUCCGUCACCACCGCCGCUGGAACACACCUGUAAGGCAUGUGGAGGACGCUUUGAUGCACAGGUCAGGAAGCACGUAUGUGCAGACUGCAAAAAGAACUACUGCAGUCACUGCUCGGCACACCAGGAGCCACGCCCACGUCUUUGCCACACCUGUCAACGUUUCUACGGCAACCUGUUGGAGCGGGCAGAGCUCAUGAAGCUGAAAGUGAAGGAGCUCAGAGACUACCUGCACCUGCAUGAGGUCUCCACUCACCUGUGCAGAGAAAAGGAAGAACUAGUGGAGCUGGUUCUCAGUCAGCAGUCCUCACCAUCCAGCACCUACACUCCUGAUAACCCCAUCUCCAACUUCCCUAAUGGUGCAUCUGACUCCCCUGAUGUGAACCCCAACAUCUCCCCUGUAAGCCUCGACCCUGUCCCCCCCGACCUAGGUUCCGAUGUUUCUGUGGUACAGCCUGAGCCUCCUGCCCCGUCCUCAGAGGCCGUGCUUUCUCAGGUGGAUGCUCACGAUGAAGAGGAGGCAAUGGAUGCCGAGGAGGUGCAUCUGUCAGGCCGCAGAGCCUCGCUGUCGGACCUGAGCUGUCUGGAGGACAUUGAGAUGCUCAGCGUCCGACAGUUGAAGGAAAUCCUUGCUAGGAACUUUGUAAACUACAAAGGCUGCUGUGAGAAAUGGGAACUAAUGGAGAGAGUGACCCGGCUGUACCAGGAGCAGCAGAAACUUGCUGCCAGCACCAUCGACGCUUCAGUGGCUGAAGGGGGCCCUGGGCGCCUCGAGGAGCACCUCUGUAAAAUUUGUAUGGACUCACCCAUCGACUGCGUUCUGCUGGAGUGUGGUCACAUGAUCACCUGCACCAAAUGUGGCAAGAGGAUGAGUGAAUGUCCUAUCUGCCGCCAGUAUGUGGUGCGAGCUGUACACGUCUUCCGAUCAUGACCUUAGUUCUGACCUCCUGCUCAUUGAUGGUGAUCUUCACCAGAGGGACCUUCUUCAGAUAUAAGAGGCUUCUAUUUUCUUAACUCUAUUUUUGUAGUGUCAAUCAACUGCAGGGACUGACCUUGUGACGAAUGUAAGCCAUGGCCUUAGCUGCUCAGUGACACGUCAGUGACACGAGUGUCCAUCCUCAGACACUCACAGAUGGAUCCAUCUGCAUUCGUUCUCACCUCUGACUCCACCCCUCUGUGGUUCCUGUCUGUGCCUUCAACAUGGGCAGUCCGCCCAACGCCAAGGGUAGAAAACGUGAUCAAGAGCCACGACCACAAAGCUUCCAGGUGGAGGAGCGUCCAUUCAGAGCUUUACAAAGACGCACAGCGCUGCAGCCAUGUGCCAGCCCCUCUGGUGUUUUUGUAAAGCUCUGAAUCUUCCGUGUUUUUCUUGUUGUGACAGUUUGCUUGUCGUAAUGUGCCCCCCCGUGAUUCGGUCCACUUUCAGAUGCACUUUUUAAUGAUUCAUUUUCUUGCUCUGCACUCUUACCUUUGAAAUGUUCAGCUGUUGUUGUACCCAGAAUGCACUGCUCCUAUAACGACCUCCAGAAGCUCUGUGUGAGCGUAUAAAAUGACCAUGUGACCUUGUGUCAGAUGAGCAGAGCUAUCAUUACUGGCAGAGGUGUGGCACAGAGUUGAUUGGUGCUCCAGCCUGUCAAUCACAGUGUAUCUCCUGCAGAACCUGGAGAUACUGAGGUCCUACUGAAGUUCUGCUGGAACCAGCUGAGGACCAGCGGGGCUCCUGUUUUGGACUAGGUUGGAUUCUGACCAGGCCUGGCAGCGUGAUCAGUCAUCCUUCCUGCCGUUCAGAGUUCUGGUGGCCAGCAGAGGCCGCUGUUGCUUCUUUAAAGUCACACGACUGAGCAUGGGCCAGCAGGGGGAAGCAGAGGGCAAAGUCCUCAACUGAGGAUUGGAACCUGCGGCAUGAGGAAUAACCCUGCCCCCCAAAUCAGGAAGCGGUUAGCCAGUCUGACACACGGUGCUAAGCUAGGCUAAUCUGUGGACUGUGGCUGGAGACAAAGCCUAAUGAAAGUGUUUUUGUUGUUUCAUGUUUGAUUACUGUUUUGAUUUGCACUAAUAUGACUGUUUUUAAUCUUUGACUUUAGUUUUUAAGCUUUUCUGGUUUUGGGAUCACACUGAACGUUUUCUUCUUUCUGCUGUGAGAAAUGAACGUGUGAAGCUCCACUGUGUGAAUGACUGCGGUUAAACGCUUUCACAGCUCUGUUCACGACUGACGGCUUGUCUGGUCGCAGCCGAGCCGACGGACGUUGGCCAAAGCGGUCAUGCUCUUAGCAUACUGUCGCUGCAGUUUGAGUCCCAGCGGCUUCAGAAAGAUCAAUGUUUUACAAUUAAAGGCAUUAAUUUCA
Molecule: messenger RNA, 2682 nt
Organism: Thalassophryne amazonica
Lineage: Eukaryota; Metazoa; Chordata; Actinopteri; Batrachoidiformes; Batrachoididae
Gene: rffl
Product: ring finger and FYVE-like domain containing E3 ubiquitin protein ligase
Exons: 8
Coding region: 228-1268 (346 amino acids)
Biological process (GO): negative regulation of extrinsic apoptotic signaling pathway via death domain receptors; protein K48-linked ubiquitination; proteasome-mediated ubiquitin-dependent protein catabolic process
Cellular component (GO): plasma membrane; cytoplasm
Molecular function (GO): ubiquitin protein ligase activity
Source: RefSeq, a predicted model, not a curated record